This is a messenger RNA of Ornithorhynchus anatinus (platypus), 4584 nucleotides long. RefSeq names its product RecQ like helicase 4 (gene RECQL4). The transcript has 24 exons. Gene Ontology annotation, molecular function: zinc ion binding; four-way junction helicase activity; nucleic acid binding. Gene Ontology annotation, cellular component: cytoplasm; chromosome; nucleus. Lineage: Eukaryota; Metazoa; Chordata; Mammalia; Monotremata; Ornithorhynchidae. The record is from RefSeq and is a predicted model, not a curated record. Gene Ontology annotation, biological process: DNA replication; double-strand break repair via homologous recombination; telomere maintenance. The coding region runs from base 101 to 4138 and encodes 1345 amino acids.
CUGAGCCACGCUGCUUCCCGAUCGAGGGGUGCCCACCCCGUGCCCCCGGCCCAGGGACGAGCCUGGGACCACCUCCCAACCUUCCUUUUGCAGCCCCCCGAUGGAGCGGUGCCAGGAGGUGAGGGCCCUGCUAAAGGCGUGGGAAUUGGCGUUCCUGCGGGACCACAAAAGGAAACCCACCAAGAUCGAUGUGGAGGCAGCCCCGGAGGAGACGAAGGAGCUUUAUCGGGAAUACCGAGUGCUGAAGCGAGCUCUGGAGUCAACAGCCCUCGCGGAUGCCGGCAACCCAGAACAACCGAGCCCCGCUUUGGAGCAGGAAAACAAGGCGACUGAGCCGGGCUGCUGGGGUGCCCACCUGAACCGGAAUGCGGUUGGAAUCCGUCAGCCCGCCCCCCGGGCCGCCCCCCAGGGAUCUGCCCACUAUUUUGGAAGGAAGCUCAAAUCCAACCUGAAAGCAGUUAUCCGGGAAGGAGCCCUCUCCAUCCGGACUCCUCGGCUUCCACGCGGGCGGCAGCAGCAGCAGCCGAGGGCAUUUUCCGUCCUCAAGUUGGGCCCGGUGACGACUCCGGCCCCGGUCGAAAGAGCGCCCGGCCCCCCUGAAGAAGAUGCCAUCAGCCUCCAGCCACCCUCCCCUCUCGGGCCGCCCGGCGGGGUCGCACCAAACCCCCGGCCCGGCCGGCUGCGGCAGCUGCGGCGUUCCCUAAACCGACGGUUGAGUUCUCUGGAUCCCAGCUGGCUGGAACGGUGUCAGAACGGGACCGGGGAGAGGAGCCCGGGGAGAGAAGCCAUCUCGGCCCCGCCUCCUCCUCCACCAGGCCCCCAAACCAGGCCCGAGGACCCUUCCCCGCCAGGCAGGGAGACUCCUGGGUCCCGCGAUCUGGCUGAAGAGCCACCCCGAGCGGCCCCCGAGGCUCCGGGAGCCAGUCCCAGCCCAGGCAGCACUAGCGAGGCAGAGGCGGCGCCACUCCGUGCCGGCCCCGGAGAAAGAGAAGCGUCUUCGGUCCUCCCAGGCAGGUGUAGGCCGAGGGCUCCCGCGGCCAAGAAGAGACAGAGAGAGAGCGGAGAGGAAGAGGAGGCCGCAGCUCCAAAGCGACAGAGGAAGAGACCGGACGAUCCGGUGAGCCGGGACCGGCAAGCGUCCGACAGCAGCGGGCGGCACGGCAAGAAACCCGUCCAGAUGGCGGCCCCGGAGGCUGAGGAAGAUCUCCUGGGAGAGAUUGCAGGGGCGAAUACCCCCCGGCCCCUCGCCAGCGUUAGCACUCGCAGGGCAGCCCCCAAGGCGAGCGGUAAUUUCGUCCGGCUCAACAUGAAGAAGAAAUGUUACGUGAAGGCCUCCGCGCUGAGAGGCAACCACCUCCGCAAGCAGGUGUGGAAGCAGAAGUGGCAGAAGAAAGGCCAGCAGUUCGGGGGAGGAGGCUCGCACGGCAGCCACGAAAACGACACCUGCUUCCGGUGUGGGGGACGGGGACACUGGGCCGCUCAGUGCCGGCGGAGAGGAGCCCCCUCCCACCAGCCGCCCGAACAGGAGAGCAGUCAUGCCCAGGAGGAGCCCCCGCUGCCCACCCUGGAGGAGGUGGCCCAGAGGACCAACACGGCGUAUAGCAAGAUCCCUGCAGGUGACGAGGGGACCGAGGUGACGGGGUCGGAGCUGCUGGUGCCCACGGAACGACCGGCUCACGUCGCUCCCGCCCCACCCCCGGCCGUGAAGCCCCUGUACGGUCUGGGUCCCUCCGGACAGGUGAAAGAGACCCCGGCCGAGGUGUUCCAAGCUCUGUCCCAGCUCGGCCACAAAACCUUCCGCCCCGGACAAGAGGCCGCUGUCAUGCGCAUUCUCUCCGGCCUCUCCACGCUGGUGGUGCUGCCCACGGGCACGGGGAAGUCCCUGUGCUACCAGCUGCCGGCCCUGCUCUAUGCCCGCCGCAGCCCCUGCAUCACUCUGGUCGUGUCUCCGCUCGUCUCGCUCAUGGACGACCAGGUGUCAGGGUUGCCUCCCGGACUGAGAGCCGCCUGCGUCCACUCCAACAUGUCCAAGAAGCAGAGGGAUUUGGCCGUGGAGAAGGUGAAAGCCGGGCAGGUUGAGGUGCUGCUGCUGUCUCCAGAGGCCGUGGUCGGGGGCGGCGCGGGGGGCGCCAGCUGCCUGCCCGCUGCCGCCCAGCUGCCACCCAUGGCCUUCGCCUGCAUCGACGAAGCUCACUGCCUCUCCCAGUGGUCCCACAACUUUCGACCCUGCUACCUGAGGCUCUGCAAGGUCCUCCGGGAGCGCCUGGGAGUGAAGUGCUUCCUGGGCCUCACCGCCACAGCCACCCGGGCCACGGCCAGGGACGUGGCCCAGCACCUGGGGACCCAUGAAGGGGUGGACCUAGGGGUGCACCUGGCUGCCAUCCCCCCGAACCUGCACCUCUCCGUUUCCCUGGACAGAGACAAGGAUCAGGCGCUGGUGACCCUGCUGAAGGGGGAGAGGUUCAGAUCUCUAGGCUCCAUCAUCGUGUACUGCAACCGCCGCGAGGAGACGGUUCGUGUGGCCGCGCUGAUCCGGACCUGCUUGCAGGGAACCCCGGGACCCCCCGAGGGUCGGGGGCAGGAGGCGCUGGCAGAGGCUUACCACGCCGGGCUGUCGGGGUCCGAGCGCCGCCGGGUGCAGCGAGCCUUCAUGCGGGGCCGGCUGAGGGUCGUGGUGGCCACGGUGGCCUUUGGGAUGGGGCUGGACCGGCCGGACGUGCGGGCCGUGCUGCACCACGGGCUGCCCCGCAGCUUCGAGAGUUUCGUGCAGGAGAUCGGGCGAGCCGGGCGCGACGGGCAGCCCGCCCACUGCCACCUCUUCCUGCAGCCCCAGGGCGAGGACUUGAAUGAGCUGCGCAGACACAUCUACGCUGACACCGUGGACUAUUUCACCAUCAAGAAGUUGGUCCAGAAGGUUUUCCUCCACUGUACCUGCUCCCAGCUCUUCAAGCAGCAGCAGCAGCAGCAGCAGCAGCAAGCGUUGGAUGCCGAGGUGAGUGACGGAGAGCUGCUGGAGGGAUUGGAGGCCCUGGAUCCUGCUGAGGAGAGGCCGGCGUUGCCAGGGGACAAGAGGCUGGAGGGCCCAGAUGCGGAGGAAGAGAAGAUGGAAAACCCAAGUUCCAGUGGGAAGGGACUCGGGAUGGCCGACCUCAAGCCCGAGGCGUUGGGGCCCGGAGGGGGUCGGAGGGUCUGCUCCGGGCACGAGAGGGCCUUCUCAGUGCAGCUGUCGGUGGAAGCCCUGGACAUGCGGGAAGAGGCCAUCGAGACACUGCUGUGUUACCUGGAGCUGCACCCACGUCGAUGGUUAGAACUGCUGCCUCCCACCUUCGCCACGUGCCACCUCCGCUGCUCCGGGGGACCCCCUCAGCUCCGGUCCCUGGCCAGGAGCUGCCCUCCGGUGGCGGCGUGCCUGGCUCGCCAGCGCCCGGCGGGGACCGAAAAACCGCUUGGCGACUCGCUGGAGUUCGACGUGGUGGAGCUGGCGGAUGCCAUGGGCUGGGACGUGGCGCCGGUGAGACGGGUGCUGCGCCAGCUUCAGUGGGGACCGACUCCCGAGAAGGGUGGCUCCGGCCGGACGGGGGUGCUGGUGGAGUUCGGGGACCUGGCUUUCCACCUACGCGCCCCCGGAGACCUGACGGACAGCGAGCGGGACGAGAUCUGCGACUUCCUGCACCACCGGGUGCGGGCCCGAGAACGGACGGCCCUGGCCCAGCUCCGCACCAGCUUCCGGGCUUUCCGGAGCGUGGCCUUUCCCAACUGCGGCCCCUGCACAGAACGUGUUGAUGAGGAAAGGAGUGAUCGGCUCAAGGCCCUGCUCACCCGCUACUUUGAAGAGGAGGAAGAGGCAAGCCCGGAUGAGGGUCCAACGGAGAAUGAGGACGACGACCAGCAUCUCGGCCAGGCCAGACUGCAGGAUUGGGAGGACCAGAUCCGCUCGGAUAUCCGCCAGUUCCUAUCCAUUCGGCAGGAAGAGAAGUUUUCAGGCCGAGCAGUUGCCCGGAUCUUCCACGGCAUAGGGAGCCCCUGUUACCCGGCUCAGGUUUACGGGCGGGACCGUCGCUUUUGGAGGAAGUACCUGCACGUGGACUUCCACCAGCUCAUCCGCCUGGCCACAGAGGAGAUCCUGCGCUGGAAGUAAGCCAGGCCAGGGUUUCGGGUUGCCUGGUCGGGGGAGAAGACCACCAGCCUAGAGAUUUGGCAACCAGGACUGUCUUGAGGCGGCUUUCCCCGAUGCUGGACCGGACCUCCGUUCCUAGGCCCCUAGGAGGACGAGGGGAGAAAGCAGACGAUAAACGUUCAUCCCGGGGUGCUCGCUGAGGAACGCCGGUCCUCCCGCCUCGAGCGUGGGCUCAGUGAGCGGGAAGAAAGCACAGCCCACCACCCACCGACCUAUGGCUGGGACGUGGGAGGGCUCAAGGAGUUGAAGGCAAUCUCUUGGACAGGAAGCAGCUGCCUUUCCAGCCCCUGGGGUGGUUGUUUCAGAGGUGUCUGAAACGUCCAGUCACUGUCACUUCACAGAGGAGUAGAACGAAAAGAAUGGGGUGGGGGGGGAUGUGUAAAAUAAAGUGGAACUUGCUUUUUUUA